GGAAAUUAGAAAAAGAAUGGACAGGACAAAAAUGGAUUUCAUCAUAGAACCUAAAGCAGCUGAAAUGGGUGGAUUGAGGGUCAUUGAAGUAAGCUAACUAUGGACUAAUCCUUCGUUAUCCUCUUUAAAGAAAACGACAAUGGCCCACCGGCAUAAACUGAUUUCUGUACAUAAUAGUACCCGGGGCAGGUGGUACUGUGACUUUUGUAAAAGAUAUAGUGAAAACCUAAAUGAAGAGUUUUCUUAUCGUUGCCAUAGCUGCAACUUUGACUUAUGUCUUCACUGCAUUCACCCACGCCAACAUCCUAGCCAUGAACAUCAACUUCAAGUGAUAGAUGUCUCCUCUACUUGCAACAGCUGGUCUUGUGACAUCUGCAAAUAUGACAAAACCGAAGAAAAGCUAUCCCGUCGUUGUGGAGAGUGCAAUUUUGAUAUUUGCCGUGACUGUUUCAAGCAUUACCUCACCAGCCUGCACGAGCAUGCAUUGUUCAGAGCAUGCGCACUGGAUGUCUACCCAAAGUCCAGAGGUUGCUGGGGAUGUGAUAACUGCCGAUCUUUGUUUAGGAACCCAAAUGAAAACUGGCCGUGGCAUUGCCACAAAUGUGAAUACAAUCUCUGUGACCAAUGCAUUGGUGCCAAUCCCGGGAAAAAAACAGAUGCUGUGGACAAUGUAAAGGAAUUUGUCGCUCCACAUUUUUGUGCUGGCCUCACGUCGCUAGAAAAUUUCGUCCUGAUUCUGGAUUCAGCACCACUUGCACGCGAUAUUAGUGUACCCGCUGCCCAGCGUAUGAUGCCUGUUCUUCUUGAGCUUGUAAAUUGUGCUCAUGAAGCCUUUUGUUUGGCUGAUUCUGCGAUAAACAAAAUUAAUAGUGAGCUGGAAAAUGACUUACUGAGGGUUGUGGUACAGGAGAAAUCUACAGGCGAUCGUCUCGAUCAAACAAAACAAAGUUUAGCCAAAUUACAGGAAAACGUAAAAGUAUUACAGCAGGAGUAUAAUGAAGUGAAGCAGCAACUUUCCCACGAAGAGUCCAAAUUGAAAUCAGCUCGAGAGUCUAAAAAAGAAUGGGAAAGAAAACUAAAAAAGGCUGAAAAAGAACGCAAAGAUGCAAAGAUCAAAGGUGCUGUUAUUGGAGGAGUCCUUCUCGGACCUUUUGGAGCCGUGGCUGGUCUCGCCAUAGCUGAUGCUGUUGAAAGCUUCAAUGUUUCCAAUGCUGAACAAGCUGUUAAUGAAGCGUCAUCUCGCGUAACUGACAUUACAAAACGUGUCAAAGGCAAGGAAACAGAGCUUUCCAACCUGGAAAACGAGAAAGAACAAGAACAACAGAAAAUGAGACGGGAAAGCCAAGAGCUGGAAUUGCUGAAAGCUAGAAAGCAACAAAUAAAAGAAUCCCAGCGCCGAUUAGCAAAACUUAAUGAAUCCAUUAAAAGUUGCGCAACCCUCGUGAAUGUAACGACAGCACGAGCAAAAAUGAUGGCAGAUGAAGCAAAUGGGGAGUUACCAGAUAUUGAAGCAAUGAUGCCUCCCUUGAAGGCCGUCGCUGAAGAUCUCUCUGAUGCAGCACUCAGUGACUGCAAGCUUUUGUCUGGAGGGUUAAACAUGAAACAAAUUGGUUCUAAGAUUCAAGCGAUAACUUCAAAAGCAUUAAAAAGCCCCACAUCAGAUGACCUGUACCUGUGGGCCUGAUAAGAGUGACUAAGGAGGGUGCGAGAAACGUUUACAGUAAUAGAAAUUAACAGUCGUGCAACUGCUGAAAUGUUUCCUCUCAACUCGUAGUUUAUUUAACUUUACCUUGUGUUAAAAUGCAUUUUAGCCCAUGUUUCUUAGGACGUAGCACAUAGUUUAAAAAGAGAAAUGUUUCCUUCCUUCUUGUUGUGGAAUUUUAUUUCAUAAAACAAAGCAAGGUCUUAGCAAGUAAGGUGCUUCAAAAGCAGCGCGGAGUUUUACUAGUAACGGUGUGUUUAACCAUUCAACAUCUUUUUCCAGCUCAACCUGUCUUCAACUCUGAUUUUAGAGACCUUAUAAGCAAGUGCUAACAGAGAAAGACAACAUACUUUUUUUUAAUGAAAAAAAAAUGCAUUCUCGUUACUGGGUUAGGUUAACCAAUUUCAAUAUUUCUCCUUUUGUGUCUUAAAUUGAUCGCUAGGAGUUGCAGAGGGAUUUUAAGGUAGGGCAGUCGUCAACGAUAACCUGUCAAGGUCAAAUGGAUUUUACGUUUUUCCGAAGCCUGAAAAUGUUUCAGCUGAGUCAACUUCUUCCGAGAUUUUUAAUCAAAUUUAUACAAACCGUUUGUCUGUGUACCUGAUGGCAACAAAACCAGUUUGAAAUGAUCACGCAUUUUUUAAUUGGGAUUUUCGUUCAAAAGUAGCAGCACCUCGUAAAUGGUGAUCGAUUCCUUUGAAUUUGACAUGUCUUAUUCUGUAAAAAGUAUUGCUCCGUUUUAUUUUACAGAAAAGAAGUUCUCACUAAAUUCAAAAGAAUCGCAAAAUUUAA
This is a messenger RNA of Pocillopora damicornis (cauliflower coral), 2491 nucleotides long. RefSeq lists its product as uncharacterized. Gene Ontology annotation, molecular function: zinc ion binding. NCBI's taxonomy places the organism in Eukaryota, Metazoa, Cnidaria, Anthozoa, Scleractinia, Pocilloporidae. The record is from RefSeq and is a predicted model, not a curated record.